AUUUAGUUUUAUGCAUUCCUUCAGAGCAAGAGCUACGUCGCUCGGUCAUGAAAUAAAUCGUGUUUUUUAUCAAAUUUGAAGGUUUCUUAAAUAUAAUUUUGAAGAAAUAAGUUAUUAUAAUGAUUGGAAGUGAUUAUACGUUGGAGUUGUGUAAUGUUUUUCAUUCGGGACAGGUGGAACCGGGCAGCUUUUUCCAGCGCCUAAUAGGUGGCGUGAAGACCGGGAUCAUCCUCAAAGAUGUGUCAUUCACUACGCACAGCGGCGAGGUCACUGCCAUACUCGGGUCAAAAGGUAGUGGUAAACGUGCCCUUCUUGACGUCAUCGCUCGCCGUGUCCCAGCCAAAGGCCACAUCUUGCUAGAAGGUGUUCCCCUCGAGAAUGAGCAGUUUAACAGCACGUGUGCCCUCGUGAGGCACAACACACGCCUCCUGCCUGGACUCAGCGUGCAGCAGACACUUGCAUUAUCACUCACCAAGAUUUCGGGCUACCUCAAGUCAUCGAAAGUGAAGCAAGUUAUGGCCGACUUAGCUUUAUCAAAUGUGGCCCACAAAUGCGUAACAAACUUAACGAAGAGCGAAUACAGAAGACUAGUGAUUGGCGUGCAGUUAAUACGAGAUCCAAUAAUUCUGCUUCUCGACGAGCCUACUUGGGACCUGGAUCCACUAAACACAUAUUUAGUAAUAUCCAUACUAUCAAACGCCGCGAAGAAGUAUGGAACCGCUAUCAUUCUGACCAUGGAGAAACCUAGAUCAGAUGUGUUCCCGUUCUUGGACCGCGUGGUGUACCUGUGUCUCGGUGACGUGGUGUACGCGGGGCCCACGAGGAACCUUCUCGACUAUUUCGGAAGUAUUGGCUUCCCUUGCCCGCAACUUGAAAACCCUUUGAUGUAUUACCUAUGCCUAUCAACGGUGGACCGAAGAUCACGGGAACGGUUCAUAGAGUCCAACCACCAGAUAGCAGCAUUGGUGGAGAAGUUCAAACUGGAAGGCCAGGGCAUCAUGCAGGGGAACCUGCAUGAGAACAACCGCAUCGUCAACCCGAACAAGAUACAACUCAACUACGGGAAGCCGGGCGGCAUGAGGGUGAUCUGGAUGUUGUAUCUACGACUUUUGGCAUCAAUAUUUAAUCUGAAGAAAAACGGAAUGAAGCAAAUGUUCAUGAGAUUAUUCGCGCUGCCGAUGUAUUUCUUCAUUUUAUGGAUAUUCUAUAACGAGGCUAAGGAUUACCAGAGAGCAUUCAUCACUAAGAGUGGACUGAUAUUUAACGCUAUGGUGGGAACCUAUUUCAUCAGCAUCAUGAACACGAUAUGUUUAUACAGUCCGUACCGAACCCGUUACUACCAAGAGUCCCAGGAAGGCCUCUACAGCGGCGCCAGCCUCCUACUAUCCUGGAACCUCGUCUCCUUGCCUUUCUCGUUCCUCAGCACGCUUGCCUCAGCUGCAGUCAUAUACCCGAUCCUAUCGGACAUCUCGGAGAACUUGGACUUCGUAUACUUCGCGCUGGCGCUGUGGUCGUGCUACGUGUACGCGGAGCAGCAAGCUAUGGCCGUCAUGAUGUUCGUCAAGAACGGGCUCAUCGCGGGCAUCGUUAAUAUAUAUAUCACCUGCAUUUAUAUCAUGCUGGCCAGUGGAGUGCUCAGAUCCUACAAAGGCUUCGAAGAAUGGCUGUACUACCUAACCUACAUCACCCACACACGCUACGCAUCCAUAUUCAUGCACCGGAACAUAUUCAAACAGCCAACCUUCAACAUUCUGCCCUACAGCGACCAAGAGAACUGCACAUCUACUAUCACCAACCUGAUCCAGACUUCUUCGAACCUCAAUACUAAUUCGAAUGCUAACUGUAGGUACGCCAGUGGAAGGGCUUUUCUUACGGAACGCUUUUCGUCGAAAAACUUCAACGGUGACAUUUUCCAAUCUGGAGACUUCGAUCCUGAGUUCAAUUUGGGAGUUUCUUUCGCGUUCUCCGUUGGUAUCAUGGUUUUUAAUAAAUUCUUGUAUUUAAUGCCUUUACCUGGAUAUAUUACUGAUAAGUUUAGAGAAUAAUUUUAAUUUUUGUAUGUAAGUUUUGAUCUGUAAAUUAAUUAAUUAAUUGGCUAAUGAUAUGAUGAAUCCGUCCAUUGAAAUAUCAAAUGUGUAUAUUAUACAAAAUUAUAAUAUUAAUUUCAUAUUUUCUUGAA
Molecule: messenger RNA, 2179 nt
Organism: Trichoplusia ni (cabbage looper)
Lineage: Eukaryota; Metazoa; Arthropoda; Insecta; Lepidoptera; Noctuidae
Product: ATP-binding cassette sub-family G member 5
Exons: 13
Coding region: 120-2045 (641 amino acids)
Cellular component (GO): plasma membrane
Molecular function (GO): ABC-type transporter activity; ATP hydrolysis activity; ATP binding
Source: RefSeq, a predicted model, not a curated record